AUUUCUUUUGCUGGUUGAGUGGGGAACUGAAGAACUCUAGUUUUACUGAGCUGUACUGUUGGAUCAAAAGAGUGACAUUUCAGUUUGUCUUCUCCAGUGUGUAAUUGGCCUCCAGGAUGAACAAAUACAGAAUAGAUUGAGUAAUGAAUGGACGGAAUUCAGGUCAGACCCCUGGAGGCGGAGGAGCCGUGCCUAAUGUGGGGGGUGGGGGUGCUAAGAUGGACAUCCCCACUCUCAGGAUACAAGCAGACACCCCUUUGCCGUCCACCUCAACCCGUACAACCCCGGUGGAGAAGGCAGGGGUACAGCUACCCCCACUCACGUCUGCCCGCUCUCUUGUUAAUGGGGGUAAACCCACCUUUCCCGGGGAGCCAGCCAGCAGCAGCAGCCACAAACACUCGUACUCUCCACUCACUAGCUCCUCCAAUCGUAUCCAUGCUCUCCAGCACUCCCAAAGCAAUCAACGUUCUGUCAAAAUAGACCCCACAAGCAGCUAUGGCCCGCAGUGCAUUGGUAUCACUCCAAGGACUGGAAACUAUGGAAACCAAGCUCAGCGCAUCUGCACUGUCACUUCUAGAGUGGGCACCAAUGGGAUCAGUUUGGUGGCAUCCAGUUUACAACAGCCCACCAGCCAUUUGUUACAAACACACACUCCCACCCCCAGCGAAGUCUCCAGUAUCCGAUCCAGUCCUCGACACACUGCGCCCACUCCAGCCAUGUCAGUCACAUCAGAAAAUGCCAGAUUUUCUACACCUGGUGGCUUCAACAAUGGUAGUGGGACACAGAAAACUGCCUUUGUGGAGCCAGCACCAGUGCAGCAGAAAAUGGAGUGGAACCCAUACAAACCAUUACCUGCCUUAAGCUCCAUAACAAAUGGUUCUGUGACAGGAAGUGAAUACCUGAGUCUAACCACCCCAGGGAGUGCCACCUCUCACGGAACCACCUCGCUUUCGCCAUACCUGCACCUUCCUGAGACUGUGUCCUCUCAGUCUGGAUCCAGCAUGGCUAGCCCUCGUCCAUCGGCUCAGGUGAGAAAACGUGGCUUGUCGGUUUCCCCGCUAUCUGCUGAGGGACUUGACAUAUCCGCUAUCAUUCGUUCCUCUCCUAAUAUGUUGAGUCUAAACGGUUUCCUGGGUUCUCGAGGAUCCUCCGCAAGUCUCUCCCCGCAAACUGGCCCAGGCACUGGCUGCUAUGGACAUCUCAUGAGGAAUGGAUCCAGCAGUCCUUAUUCUGGCUCCGGUUCAUCAGGAAAUCGCUUCCUCAACUUAACUCCUUUAAGCCCUAACACCCUGGUGAAAAGGGAGCAGGACUUUGAUGCCUUCUCUGACUGUGCAAGCAUGAUACAGCUUGAGAUGCAGGGCAACAGACAAGAAUCCGGCUUCAUGAGCAACCAUAUGGUGGCUCCAAAGGAUCAGGUGCACCUACUGGAACAAGGAUACCAUGAUCUGAACAUGAAUGUCAAUCUCCACAUGAACGUUAACAUCAAUGGGAAUCUCUUUGAUCUUCCCGACAGUGGGAUGGAGCAGGUCUCAGCCAACCCAUCCAGCACAUCAGUGUCCAGCACCCACUUCAUGCGCCCUCCUCCAUCCUAUGCACAAGCUCUGGAACAGCAACAUGGUCAGCAACGUCAACAACAACAACAACAACAGCAGCAGCAUAAGUGUUAUCUUCAGCAGCAACAUCACCAGUAUCAUCCUCAUCCACAGCAGCAUCAGCAAGGUCAUCCACAUCUUCACCAUUCCCAGCAGCAGGCCUCUCUGCACAUGCAGCAGAACAUCCUACAUCAUGUACAACAACAACAUCAACAACAACAACAGCAGGACCAGACUCAGAGUCAGCCUCUGCCUGUGUACAGCCCUGCCAUGGCUCUCACGACCAGCAACAUCAGCAACAUCAGCAACACUCCAGCCAUUCCUAAUGACGAGACUGGAGAGGAUGAGUCGGAGAGACAAGUGUGCAGGUGGAUUGACUGUAACCAAGUAUUCCCUGAGCAGGAUGAACUUGUGCGGCACAUUGAGAAAUGUCACAUUGAUCAGCGGAAAGGAGAGGACUUCACCUGUUUCUGGUCAGGCUGUCCUCGUCGUUACAAACCUUUCAACGCUCGCUACAAGCUUCUCAUCCACAUGAGGGUGCACUCCGGUGAGAAACCCAAUAAGUGUACGUUUGAAGGCUGUACCAAGGCAUUUUCCCGUCUGGAGAACCUGAAGAUCCACUUGCGCUCCCACACAGGGGAGCGGCCGUACCUGUGUACCCAUGCUGGCUGUGCGAAGGCUUUCAGUAACUCCUCAGACCGCGCUAAACACCAGCGCACACAUCUUGACACGAAACCAUAUGCGUGCCAGAUACCAGGAUGUAGCAAAAGAUACACAGACCCCAGCUCUCUGAGGAAGCAUGUGAAAAACCAUAGUCAGCGAGAACAACAACAACGCAAGAAGUUAAAGACGAAGGAGGAGGGAGAUUUCAGUCCGGAUAUGCUGAACAGUUGCCUGACGAUACAGGCCAUAGCAGCACGUGCUGAGGGAUCCCCCAUGGAGCACAGUGACAGCGGCCUGGGACGCUCCCCCCAUGACUCCGUGCCCGGUACCUCCAGUGAUAUAUACCCAGGUGUGAAUUUCUCCAGUACUCAUUCAAGUCGUAGCGGGACAGCGACUGGUGGCUCCACCAACAUCAGCAAUCACCAGUCCCCUGUCAGCAUGCGUGGAAGUCCCAUGAACACCGGUACAACACUUAGCGUCGUUGACGAGGCUAAUGAGAGUGGGUUCUCGCCAAACCCUCCUCAAAUGUUGACUCCAGGUCGACGCCCAAUGCCGAAUUCCUUCUAUAACAGACUUGGUCAUUAUAACAAUGCCAACAACCAGUUGCCUCCCCCUCCUCCGUACAAUUACCACCAGGGGACAGCUCCACAGCUCUAUUAUUCUCAGCAGGGAAAUACACAAGGUUUCAGCCAGCAAUAUUACCAGCAGAGACAAGCCAAUUUUCUGAACAACAACAACAGCAGUGGCCACAGAUUGCCCAAUCUGAUUCCAAUUCCAACAUUUGAGGAAAAUUUAGCGAGUCUACCAAGUGAAUUAAUGCAGAGAGCUUUAUCAAAUGGAGCUGGCUCUUAUGUGGACAAUUCACCGCAGCGAGAAUUUGAUGCUUUGACAGCCUUUGGACAGCUUCUUCCUGAAGAACAACAACAACAACAACAGUUUCUCCAGCUCAGUGCUAUUGACAGAUGUAAUAGCCGCUUGUCAGCUGUGUACGCUGAGGGAUCUACUUGAUAAGGUUUGCUUCUAAUGUGGCAGAAGACUUCAUAUGGUGCUGGAAUUACAGUGAGAGGUGGAACACAGAGGCUUAAGCUUAGUGCACAGUGCCCAUUUCUUAAUCAUGAAGGCUACUGUUGACACACUUGAUCAAGGUGCGCUAGCCUGUUGGUAGAAGAGCAGAGCUCUGGCGAAUUAACAAAGGAAUUACAUGUAUGAUUAAAUGAACCUUUCCUUUCCUGGCAGUACAAAUAAUCAAAUUUAUACUGUGAUGCAAGGGCACAAAUUUUGAUUUAAUUAAUGUGCUCACCUACAUUACAGGCGGAGGACCUACAUGUUACAGUCUGGUGUCUAUUGGUGCAGAUCUUGUUGUCAUGGUAACAGAUACCCAAAUGUGGAGGUAAUGAACACCUACUAUACACCUACAUUACAGAUGCAUAUUAUCUGUGGUGUCCAUUGGUGCAGAUCUUGUUGUCAUGGUAACAGAUACCCGAAUGUGAUAGUAAUGAACACCUACAUUACAGGGUCAUAUGGUCUCUGGUGUCCGUUGGUGCAGAUCUUGUUGUCAUGGUAACAGAUACCUGAAUGUGAUGGUAAUGAAUGCCUACAUUACAGGGGCAUAUGGUCAGUGGUGUCCUUUGGUGCAGAUCUUGUUGUCAUGGUAACAGAUACCCAAACGUGAUGGUAAUGAACGCCUGCAUUAGGGGCAUAUGGUCUCUGGUGUACAUUGGUGCAAAUCUUGUUGUCGUGGUAACAGAUACCUGAAUGUGAAGGUAAUGAACACCUACUAUACACCUACAUUACAGGUGCAUAUGGUCUCAGGUGUCCAUUGGUACAGACCUUAUUGUCAUGGUAACAGAGGUAGGCCAUAAAGAUGGUGCUUUGUUUUUGGUUGCUUCAGUAGCCGGCAACUAUUGAUGUUUGACAGUGCUCUUUUUGGAUUGGUUUUGAAGGACCUGCUCUUCAAUAUGUGAUAUGACUUGAAAAGUGAAGAUAAAGCUGAUGGAUCAGAUAUAGUUUUAUUUGAAUGUCCUGAUUUUUCAAAUGAACAUCAGUGGAUGGUUUUGUGUCACAAGGACACAGAUCAGAGUUAAUCUUAAAGUAAUUUUACUUUCAAUAUUAAUUUUCCUUUAAUAUUGUUUCUUGAAAUUUAAUUGUUUUAUAAAUUCUUUUAUUCAGGGUUGUAUAUGUAUGUUAUUGUUGUUAUUUCUGAAAUUGAUGAUCCUGUUGAUAGAUUGGUGAUUCUCAAAUGUGCUAAUAGGGCGUCCACUUGAUUCUGUUUUUUUGAUGUUUUUUUAUUCUCAGUAAUGUCAGUAUUGACAUAGACUUCAAAUGCCAUUUUCCAGGACACAUAUUUUUCAUGGACUGGGAAAUGUAUAUUGUAAAAAUUAGUUAUAUAUAAGUACUACUAGAUUUUGUUUCCAAGUUGAAUUACUUUAACUGUACAAUCUACACAAUUUUCCGUCCAAGAAAAGACAUCAGCUGUGGUGUUCCAACACAAAGCCAUAUAUCAGAUACAUUAAUGUGUGUCUGUAUCUCUAAUUAAUUUCACUUUUGAUAUUUCUGUUGUUAUUCUUUUAUUCACAAAUGUUUUGGAUGUUGGUGUAAAGCUGGUCAUCAAUUUCAUCGGAAAAUAUUACAUACUUUUUCACCAGCUUACUUGUCAACCAUGCUAUAUGUGAAACUGUAAAGCCUUGUAUGUUGGUAUGCUCUGGACAAGAAAGUUUUAGGAGAUUUCCAAGAAGCUUGCUACAGAAAUUAACCGGUGCUCUUUGUUCUGAGAAAGUGAUUGUGCUUGAAAUGUAUUUAUUUUAUGUUGAGAUAAUUUUGUUGAAAAAAUAUAUUCAUUGCUCAAGUGUACUACCGGUAUGUGAAAAAUGAUUUAAGAAACUUAAUUCUGUUUAAACAUUAACAGUACAACUGAAAUAUUUCUCAGGCAGAUCCUGGUAAGUGUUCAGGCAGCUUGAACUGUUUGUCACAGGUAACUGAUUGUUUCAAAAAGGUGAAAGAUGAUAAAACUAAGUGUAUUUGUAGGUACAAGAGAUCAUAUAUUUUUCAGGCAUUAACGUAGAAUUCCGUCCAUUGCAGUAACUUGCCAGGUUUUAUCUGUAAAUCCUAAGACAAUGUGGGAUGAUUACCUGCCACAGAUUGGUUAAGACAGUGUGUGAUGAUUACUGGCCACAGAUUGGUUAAGACAAUGUGUGAUGAUUAC
This is a messenger RNA of Liolophura sinensis, 5457 nucleotides long. Its product is annotated as zinc finger protein GLIS3-like. Gene Ontology annotation, biological process: regulation of transcription by RNA polymerase II. Gene Ontology annotation, molecular function: RNA polymerase II cis-regulatory region sequence-specific DNA binding; DNA-binding transcription factor activity, RNA polymerase II-specific. Bases 144 to 3263 code for a protein of 1039 amino acids. Gene Ontology annotation, cellular component: nucleus. NCBI's taxonomy places the organism in Eukaryota, Metazoa, Mollusca, Polyplacophora, Chitonida, Chitonidae. The record is from RefSeq and is a predicted model, not a curated record. The transcript has 10 exons.